Molecule: messenger RNA, 741 nt
Organism: Acytostelium subglobosum LB1
Lineage: Eukaryota; Evosea; Eumycetozoa; Acytosteliales; Acytosteliaceae
Exons: 3
Biological process (GO): protein folding
Cellular component (GO): cytoplasm
Source: RefSeq, a predicted model, not a curated record
AUAGAUAUGGCAGAGAAAGGUAAAGGUAAGACAGAAUGGGAUGACAUUCAGAUUAGAUUGGGUAAUAUGGAGGCACCACCAAAGGAGUUGACAGAGGAUGAACUAUUCGAUCUGAUUCAAGAGGCUGCUGUAUAUGCUCAUCAAAAGGAGAAGGAGGAUAAAUUGAACAAUGCUUCAUUGGAGGAUCUACAUGAAAUGGAGGAUGAUGAAGAUGAGACUGUAUUGGAGAGAUUGAGACAAAAGAGGAUUGCACAGAUGAAGGCUGAUGCUGUAAAGAACAAGUUUGGAGAGUUCUAUGAGAUCACUGAACCUGCAUACAAGAGUGAGGUCACUGAGGCAAAGGAUUACUUUGUUGUUGUACAUCUUCACAAGAAUGGUAUUCCACAAUGUCAAUUAGUAAAUGAUCAUUUGAAGGUAUUGGCCAAGAAACAUCGUGCUACCAAGUUUGUUGGCAUUAGAUCAGAGGAAGCGAUACAUAACUAUCCUGACAGGAACUUGCCAACUAUAUUGGUCUACUAUAACUCUAAUAUCGUCAGUCAGAUGGUAACAUUGGCCAAGAUGUACGGUGAUCAGGUUACCUCUAAGGACUUGGAAUGGUGGCUGGCAAAGUGUGGCGCUGUCAAGACCGACAUGGAGCAAGACCCCAGAAGUGCCAAGAAACAAACCUUCACAUCCACCACCGGAUCAAUCUUCAACACUGGAAGACCAAGAAUCGAGGACUCUGAUGAAGAGGAUGACUCU